This is a messenger RNA of Phacochoerus africanus (Common warthog), 3906 nucleotides long. RefSeq names its product glycerol-3-phosphate dehydrogenase 1 like (gene GPD1L). Gene Ontology annotation, biological process: glycerol-3-phosphate catabolic process; carbohydrate metabolic process. Gene Ontology annotation, molecular function: glycerol-3-phosphate dehydrogenase [NAD(P)+] activity; protein homodimerization activity; NAD binding. NCBI's taxonomy places the organism in Eukaryota, Metazoa, Chordata, Mammalia, Artiodactyla, Suidae. Bases 103 to 1158 code for a protein of 351 amino acids. The transcript has 8 exons. The record is from RefSeq and is a predicted model, not a curated record. Gene Ontology annotation, cellular component: cytosol; glycerol-3-phosphate dehydrogenase (FAD) complex.
GGGGCGGGGCCGCCGCGAGGCGCAGAGGCUUUAGGCUGAGCGGGUGUAGGCGGGCGGCCGGCAGAGGAGGUGCGAUCCGGGCUGUAGCGUUCCGGCCAGGCCAUGGCAGCGUCACCCCUGAAAGUGUGCAUCGUGGGCUCCGGGAACUGGGGUUCAGCUGUUGCAAAAAUAAUUGGUGAUAAUGUCAAGAAACUACAGAAGUUUGCCUCUACGGUCAAGAUGUGGGUCUUUGAAGAAACGGUUAAUGGGAGAAAACUGACAGACAUCAUCAAUAAUGACCAUGAAAAUGUGAAAUAUCUCCCUGGACAUAAGCUGCCAGAAAAUGUGGUUGCCGUCGCUAACCUUGGCGAGGCGGUGAAGGACGCAGACCUGCUGGUGUUUGUCAUCCCCCACCAGUUCAUCCACCGAAUCUGUGACGAGAUCACGGGGAGGGUGCCCAAGGAUGCGCUGGGCAUCACCCUCAUCAAGGGCAUAGACGAGGGUCCUGAGGGGCUGAAGCUCAUUUCCGACAUCAUCCGAGAGAAGAUGGGUAUUGACAUCAGCGUGUUGAUGGGAGCCAACAUUGCCAAUGAGGUGGCCGCCGGCAAGUUCUGUGAGACCACUAUCGGCAGCAAGGUCAUGGAGAAUGGCCUUCUCUUCAAAGAACUUCUGCAGACUCCGAAUUUUCGAAUUACGGUGGUGGAUGACGCAGACACCGUUGAACUUUGUGGUGCUCUGAAGAACAUCGUGGCCGUGGGAGCUGGGUUCUGUGAUGGCCUCCGCUGUGGCGACAACACCAAAGCUGCCGUCAUCCGUCUGGGGCUCAUGGAAAUGAUCGCCUUUGCCAGGAUCUUCUGCAAGGGCCAGGUGUCUACGGCCACCUUCCUGGAGAGCUGUGGCGUGGCCGACCUGAUCACCACCUGCUAUGGGGGCCGGAACCGCAGGGUUGCUGAGGCCUUUGCCAGGACCGGAAAGACCAUCGAGGAACUGGAGAAGGAAAUGCUGAAUGGGCAGAAGCUGCAAGGCCCUCAGACGGCCGCUGAGGUGUACCGCAUCCUCAAGCAAAAGGGCCUGGUGGACAAGUUUCCAUUGUUUACUGCCGUCUACCAGAUCUGCUAUGAAGGCAGGCCCGUCCAAGAGAUGUUGUCUUGUCUCCAGAGCCAUCCAGAGCAUAUAUAAAGUGAAUUACACAGCAGGUCAGGGAGAGGCCCGCCUCUCUGAUCAGUCAUUUGCAUUCAGAUGGAAACCAGGACUUGGCAACAAUAUCUUGGCUUGACUGUAAUCCCAUCCUGGAUAUGUAUGAAUUUUUACAGGUUCAUUUUUGAAUUGUGAGAUGAAGUUCACUGGCUAAGAUAUUACUGAGCAACCACCAGAUACACAUACGGGACCGUGUGAGUGCAUAUUCCUUUCUCCUUCUGUGGAUGUUUCUAUGAACCAAAAUUAAAGGCCCUUUUUAAAAAUUACUUUUGAAAACUUCCCACAGUGGUAGCUUCUAAGAUUGGAACUAUCACAGCUAAAAGUUUUGGAUCUAAUUCAUAUGUAUUUCAGUGGAGGAGUUUUUUUUGUUUUUGUUUUUGUUUUUUCUCUUAAGGUUAAACUCUAACCAGCAUUAACAUGGUAGCAUGGACAAGUGAGUGGGUUCAAAGGUGAAUAUACUGUAACUUUUAAACACUAUCUCAGAACCAGCAUAUUUAACAACUACAGUUGUGAGUUCUUUUUUUUUUAACAAUUACAUGUUUUAAAUUAGGUAAUCCACUUAUAUGUAUGUUCCUCUCACUCCAGUUUUCUGCAAUUUUAGCCUCCUUUCUCUUCAUUAGCUCUCAGAAUGUGCUUUCAUAAAGGCUCAGUCAUGGCAGAAGUCAGAAAACUCAUCUGGGAUUUUCCUGCUGUGACUGACACAUUCUGAUUAAGGAUCCUUUUUGUCAGGUAGUACUUUUGUGCAAACAUUUCCUUUAAGCCUCACAGAUCUCCUGAAAGGGGGCUGCUGUUAUCCCUCUUUUAAGAUGCAGUCACUGUGCUGGGUCUUCUGGCAGGUAGGGGCAGAGCCAGGGUCAAGCCCAGUGCUCCACCCCAACCCUAAGGCCAGGAUUUGCUCGGAUCUCACUGGGCUGGUUUGUUCUCCCACUAAUUGGUUGUAGCAGAUGCCACACACAGCCUUUCCUGAGGCCAUAGGUGGGCUUCCUGCAGCCAAGGUUUGUGUGGGUCCUUGUCUAGAAGGAUGCCACUCAAACUGCGGACUUUACACUGUCACAGGUUCCCAGGUCCAACCCAGACCUCUGAAGUGGGUAUUGUAUUUCUGCUUUGACAUGCCUCCCACGUGUUCUGAUGCGCACUACAGUUGGACAACCACUACUGUAGAAAACUUACUUUCGACUGGCAUUUCUCAAACCAUGUUCCAUAGGAAACAAGUGUCCUGGGAUCCAGUGGUGGUUCCGCAUGUUCCCUGGCAAGGUCCAGUGAGUUUGGGAAAAGCCGCAUCUGUACACCCCUCUUGAAGCAGCAGAAUAUAUGUUAGUGGAACCUGUUUAUUUAACCCAGCAUGUCUCAGACAGAUUAUGGAGGUUUUUUUUUUUUUUUUUUUUUUUUUGGCAAGUAAACGUGCCAGGAUUUCCAAGGAAACACCCUUCCAGGCUGAGGUGACCUUAGGACAGCUCAGCUCGAGUAUACCCUUCACUCUGCCAGAAAUGAGGAUGAAUGGCUAUCUGUGGUUUGUUAGUUCUGAACCUUUAGAGUUCAGGUCUGUCUUGGACCUUUGAUGAAGCUUUAAGGUGACACCAUCAGCCAACCAAGUGGAUGUCAACCUCGCUGAAACGCACAUUAUGUGGACUAAGUGCUUUUAAUUCUAGAAUUAGAAUGGGAAUUACUGUAUCUUUGUAAAUGUGAUUGGUUUCAGGAUAGCAUUACACUUAAUAAAUGUUAAGGGAAUGUGUGAAUGUCGCUUAUGCAUUCAUGGAUGUUUCAGUCACUUAGAGAUUUUUUGACUUUUUUAAUUUUCCAGCUUGGGUCUUUUUUUCCUUCUACACCUAAAAUGAUUAUAGACUAGAUUUCGUGGGAAUUUGAAACUCCCACAUGCAGAAGUAACUGAAAGCACAUAAUAUGCUGCAGGUUUCGUUGAUUUUAGUGCCACUAUUAAGUCAAUCAAUUUUUGCUUGUCUCAUAAUUAAUCUUUUUUAAAGUUUGUACAUAGGUAACAAAGUGUUACUUUUAAAGAUACAUAAAGGGCUGUAAGCUAAUCAUGUCUAUUAAGUGGGAUCAUCAGACAUGAGGAAUUGGGAUUUUGUCCUUUGUAUCAUCUCAUCUGCAUUCACCUUCCUACACUGGGUUUGUACUUCUGUGUUUUUUCUUUGUAAACACCCUCUUUCCACUCUGAAGUCUGACUGUACCUAUUGAACAUACUUCUAAUAUUCUGCACAUAUGGAAAAAGGUAAAUUUUAUAUCAGUUUGUGCUUUGCUAACUGUAGAUAUUUAUUACUCUACGAGUUCUCUAUUUUUAUAACCACCUCUGGUCCAUCAUUUCUUUUAAUUCUCCUUUCUUACUAAUUCUGGUAAUAGGGGAGGGAGACAUCUAGAAGAGAAGCUUAAUUUAUAUUGUUUCAGCCAAUCUGUGAAUGUAAAAACUACACUGUUGCCUUGCUAUUGUCCAACCUCCUCUAAUGUGAAGCAUACGUCUGUCCUGAAACCCACCCUAGCAGGUGGGGUGAAGCUAAACUCCUUCUGGUGAAUUUCAUUUAACUCUUAGUUAUAACAUGGCCCCAUGGCGUCAGCCCACAGAGUGAUGAGGUGCUGCUGUACAAGAGAGUCAGUCUUCAGUUUUUCCACUAGCUCUAACUAAGAGACUUUUCCCUACACAUGUACUAUCUUUGUUUACAGAUUGUGGGUGAAUAUGAUUUAAAAGCUUGGUUUAAUAAACAUUGAAUCCCAAACCUA